Lates calcarifer (barramundi perch) is the source of this 5034-nucleotide messenger RNA. It is a transcript of the gene has2, whose product is annotated as hyaluronan synthase 2. The record is from RefSeq and is a predicted model, not a curated record. Gene Ontology annotation, biological process: hyaluronan biosynthetic process; extracellular matrix assembly. The transcript is spliced from 5 exons. NCBI's taxonomy places the organism in Eukaryota, Metazoa, Chordata, Actinopteri, Centropomidae. Bases 447 to 2105 code for a protein of 552 amino acids. Gene Ontology annotation, molecular function: hyaluronan synthase activity.
GCCCGGUAAAAGGGGUUUGGGAGCCGCAGAAGCCAUAAAGGAGGCUCCACACACACACAGUCGUCUGGAAGGAAUUAGACAGCUGAAAUAGCGACAGAGAGACGUUUGGCCACUUCUCUGCGCUCUGUGUAACCUGGACUUGGGGGAAACUAGAGAAAUAUUUACCUACAUGCCCCUCCACAGAGCAAAAAUACAAAUGAUCUGACUCAUAUUUGAUUAUUAUCAAAGAGUCAUUGCUGGAAACUUUUUUUUUCUUCUAAUAUGAUUGACGCUGCCAGAGCUGAUGGCUUUUUGAUCGUUUCGAGCGGAUUCAUGAGACGCACUACGCCACAAGUGUCCCUUGAAACUUUGUCAAGACUUUUUCUUCCCGUGGAGCGGUACCAGAGCCGCCGGAGCUGACCGCAUCCUUUCUCAAGGACGAACGAGAGGGCAACAGCUGCUUCAAGAUGAGGUGUCAAAGAGUCCUCACCUAUCUGCGGAUAUUUGGGACCACCAUGUUCGGCGUGUCCCUGCUGGUAGGCAUCUCUACAGCCUACAUCAUGGGCUACCAGUUCUUCACCACAGCUGGCAAUCACCUAUCCUUUGGCUUGUAUGGAGCCAUCUUGGUCAUCCACCUUAUUAUCCAGAGCCUCUUUGCUCUCCUAGAACACAGAAACAUGCGGCGGUCCUUAGAGACGCCGAUCAAGCUGAAUAAAUCCUUGGCGUUGUGCAUCGCAGCGUACCAAGAGGAUCCAAACUACCUGAGGAAGUGCCUGGUGUCAGUGAAGAGGCUGACGUAUCCGGGGAUCAAAGUCAUCAUGGUGAUUGAUGGGAACUCAGAGGAUGACUUGUACAUGAUGGAGAUUUUUAAAGAGGUGAUGGGAUGGGACAAAUCGGCCACAUAUGUGUGGCGGAGUAACUACCACAACAGAGGGCCCGAAGAGACGGACGAGAGCUACGCUGAGAGCCUUCAGCAAGUCUCCAGGCUGGUGCUGAACAACAAGUGUGUGUGCAUCAUGCAGAAGUGGGGAGGAAAGAGAGAGGUCAUGUAUACAGCCUUCAAGGCACUGGGGAGGAGCGUGGACUAUGUGCAGGUGUGUGAUUCUGACACCAUGCUGGACCCAGCAUCAUCGGUGGAAAUGGUUAAGGUUCUAGAAGAAGACCCAAUGGUGGGAGGUGUUGGAGGAGAUGUACAGAUCCUAAACAAAUAUGAGUCAUGGAUCUCCUUCUUGAGCAGUGUACGGUACUGGAUGGCUUUCAACAUUGAGCGGGCUUGCCAGUCCUACUUCGGCUGCGUGCAGUGCAUCAGCGGGCCUUUAGGAAUGUACCGGAACUCCCUCUUGCACGAGUUCCUUGAAGACUGGUACAAUCAGACCUUCAUGGGAUCCCAUUGCAGUUUUGGGGAUGACCGUCAUCUCACGAACAGAGUUCUCAGCCUUGGGUAUGCUACCAAAUACACAGCACGAUCAAAGUGCCUUACUGAGACACCAAUUACAUACUUGAGGUGGCUCAAUCAACAAACUAGAUGGAGUAAGUCAUAUUUCAGAGAAUGGUUAUAUAACUCCAUGUGGUUCCACAAGCACCAUCUAUGGAUGACUUAUGAGGCUGUGAUCACAGGCUUUUUCCCAUUUUUCCUCAUUGCCACUGCAAUCCAACUCUUCUACCAAGGAAGGCUGUGGAAUAUUCUGUUAUUUCUACUCAUUGUGCAGGCAGUGGCACUGAUCAAGUCGUCAUUCGCCAGCUGCCUCAGAGGUAACAUUGUCAUGGUGUUCAUGUCGUUCUAUUCUGUACUGUACAUGUCAAGCCUGUUGCCAGCCAAAAUGUUUGCAAUAGCGACAAUCAACAAGUCCGGAUGGGGGACUUCUGGGAGGAAAACAAUAGUGGUGAACUUCAUUGGUCUGAUCCCUAUAUCAGUUUGGUUCACCGUCCUCUUUAUUGGAAUCAUCUACACAAUAAUCCUGCAGACUAGAAAACCUUUCCCUGAAUCAGAAAAGAUUGUUCUGAUUGUAGGGGCAGUCGUCUAUGCCAGUUACUGGGUUGUACUGUUGACGUUGUAUGCAGUGCUCAUAAAUAAGUGUGGGAAGCGGAAGAAGGAAACACACUAUGAUAUGGUGCUGGACGUAUGAUAUACAGUCAUCAUUUACCACUGAACUCUCUUUUUGGGUUGUUUUCAGUCACACAAUGUUGUUGUUAUGCAAAAGUUUUUCAGAUGCAGAACAGCUCUGGAGGCAAAAUUUUUUGAGUUCAACCUAAAUGGGCAAAGAGCCAGAAUUUACUCAAACUUGAAUGGCACAAUAUAAAUGGCAGUGGCUGCUUUCUUUUGUUCAUUCGUGACCAUAGUACUUACUUUCUCCCUAAUAUGCUUAGCUGAAUAUCAGCUAGCGUAGGCUAACUAGCUAAUCCAGAUGACUCAGAAUUGCAAGAUUACAUGUAUUGCUGUUGGCAGCAAGAAGGUUAUAGGCUUUCUAAUAUUAGCUACCUCUUACCCAUGUCAUUUUCACUGGGCUUCAAUCAAAAAUUACCAACUUAGAAAGAAAGAAAGAAACUGUGGAUUUUUUGCUCCACCCAUUGGGGUUUAACUUUUAUUUUACCUCCAGAGCAUCAUUGUGUCUCCAAGAGCUGUUAGUACACCCUAACAAGAAGCCAAUCUAGGGGAAUGCAGGGGAAGAGAAAAGACUUCAAGUAUAUUUCUGCACAACACUGAGGGUUUCAUUUGUAACUGUAACAGGCAUUGAGAGAGGUUACAGCCAUCACUAUUUUAUUAAUGCAAUUGUAAUCCACAGGUAUCUGGAUGUUCUGUGUUGAUCUCAUUAGUAGGUGAGAUUGACCAGUUUAUCAUAAAAAAAAGACAAAAAUCCACAAGUUAAACUACAACUGUUUUGAUUUAAUUUUCAGUUGUCACUUCUGGGGUAAAGGCAUUGGUGUACCUUUCCAGUGUUUUAAAAUCUCUUUUAGGAAGAGCUACAGUAUCCAUUUGCAAAUAGUGAAAAUUUGCAGAAAGGGCUUUGAAAUGGAGAGCUGCUCUCUUUCUUUUGUUGCACUCAUGUCAUAUGGGAAUGAUACAAACUUCCUUGUCGUCUUCACGUUUUGCAAAUGUAUUUAUGAUGCAUCUGUUUCAACAAAAGUACAUUUUUGUAUCAUUUAAGUCAGUAUGUAACUGCAACUCCCAAAUUUCCAUGGUGGUGCACAAUUAUGUUGUUUGUGGGUAAUAUUAUAGUGUUUGAUUUGUGCUGUUUAAAAUGAAUCAAAAUGCAUCACUCACUGUGGUGGAUGUAUCUUGAAUGUGAAAAGGUGCAAGAUCCUCAGAAAUAUCUAGUUAUGUUAUUAAAAGAAUAAAUCUAAUAUGUUUGAAUGUGUGGAUACUUGCAAGUUCUUGGGCAAUCUAUUGUUAUUCCCAUAUGACGUGAAUGCAGUGUUUUUCGUUUUACGUUUACAAAGUGAAGAAUCUCAAACUGAUCACGGAUUGGUAGAUAUAAUCUCCACCAGAUCAGGUGACCAGGCAAACAUGUGACCUGAAGAGAGACGGUGUAUCAUUGCUGCUGUGACUGUUUUAUUUUUUACAGAAACAAUGACUUUUCUUUUUCUUUUUAUAUGAAAAAAGUAUGAGUGAUAGGUGUAUUUUGCAAAAAUGGUUUUAACACUAUUAUUGUUCUUUCUACCAAGUUGAAUGAUAACCACCAAGUAGACACAAUGGACAUGUUCCAAUCCAAAGGUUUUGUAAUUUUUCUGCCUUCCACACUCCCUUGCUCUCUUCCUUCCUUCACAUACUGUAUUGACUGUACUGCUUCCUUGCAUUGUGUCAAACGAUCUGCAAGGGAAGAAGUAAAUGUGAGAAGAAAACAUGAGCGUACCUAAUAUGGGAAAAGUACUACCUGAUAAUAGGAAUGUGAAUAGGGGCACUUGACGGAAGGGAACAGCAUUUUGGAAUGAAACAAGUCCAAUGUUUGCUAUAAGACCAGGAGCAGACAUGAGUUUAAUUCUUAUGCACUUUUAUGUCUCUCCUGUCGUCCAGUGUGACGUAAUCCAGAUGAAAUACCUCAGUGGUUCUCUUUGCAUCAAGGUGUCAAGAUGCUGUCAGGAGACUGAUGCAUCGUGAAGGUCUUGAGUAAUUUAUGAUCUGUUUGUGAUAUUAAAUAUAAAGGUGUCCUAUUUUAUUCGCAUUUCCUUAUUAAGUCAAAGCUGGAUAUCUCUGCCUUGUUGGCCCUUUGCUGUAGCUGUUUACUUAUUGUUACUUCGUAUUUCAAUGCAUUUAUAUAUAUAUAUAGACAUUUUUGUUCUAUUUUUGCUUAGCUACCAAAGAUUCUUUAUUUUCAUUUAUGUUUUUAUAAGAAAAAUGGAAAAAUGUAUUUCUCGUGCUUUCAACUGUUCUGACAAUGACUUGUAUCUGACCAAACAAUGUGAAAUUAUGAGCUGGGGGUUUUGUCUGCAAUAACAACAAAAAUGCAAUUUGUAGGGAUAAGUUAUUGAUUUCAAGAAAUAUGAUGAACCUGUGUUUUUGUACUUUGUACUUCGAUAGAAAACCAGCAUAUUUAUGUAAGAACAUUCUGUGGUUUAUAGGAUUCUGUGCUUAUUCUGUAGGAUGCUGUACUUAAACCCCCUAAGGUUCCAUAUGUCUACACUGCAAAAUCAAUAAAUACAUUCAGAAAUGAUUUUUAAUAUAUACAGCAUUGCUAAACAUUUAAUUCCUAGAUUUUUUUUUUUUGCUUUUUUUUGCAGUGUUGACACUAUAUGGAGUAAUGACUCCUAUGCUGAGCUCUCGAUGCAGCAAACAAUAAAGCCAAAGCAGACAGAAACCUUUCAUCCAAAAACAUUUCUAAAACAUUUGCACAAAAUCUGCAAACUAUGUUUUAAAAUUGUGAGGUGCCUUACUAAUUAUUAAUAAAAGAAAACUGACAACAUUUUUAUACAGUUUUAAGGAGAGGUUGUAUUUCAAGUUUUUGAUGAAUGAGACCAACAAUUGAACCAUGAGGUCGUUUUGAUGCCAAACCUAGUCAUGGGCAGUGUUAUCAUAAAGCACUUUUGUGUUGUGCCAAAUAAAAACAACUAUUGUUUUAA